Fusarium vanettenii 77-13-4 is the source of this 1077-nucleotide messenger RNA. RefSeq lists its product as uncharacterized. The record is from RefSeq and is a predicted model, not a curated record. Gene Ontology annotation, molecular function: oxidoreductase activity; zinc ion binding. The transcript has 2 exons. NCBI's taxonomy places the organism in Eukaryota, Fungi, Ascomycota, Sordariomycetes, Hypocreales, Nectriaceae. Bases 1 to 1077 code for a protein of 358 amino acids.
AUGGCUAUCCCAACGACAUGCAGGGCAGCGGUGGUAGAGAAUGAAGGUGCCGACUUUUCUAUCAAGAUUGACGAUGUGAAAGUUCCGAAACCUGGUCCCGGUGAGGUCCUUGUCCGGCUCAGAACAAGCGGGCUGUGCUAUUCGGACCUGCACUACAUGCUGAAUGACACUGCUGCACCACGCAUGAGCUCAUUUGGCGUAACAACUGCUGGGCAUGAAGGGUGCGGUGUAGUUGUGGAAGUUGGUCCUCAGGUGGACAACUUCAAUAUCGGAGACCGGGCGGGUGUUAAGCCCAUUUGGAGCACCUGCGGCACCUGCGAGCUCUGUUUGGGAGACAUGGAGACACAUUGCCCAAAGAAGCUAAAUACGGGCCUUGCAGUUACUGGAACCUUCCAGCAUUACAUCCUUGCCGAUGCGAGACACGCCAUCCCGAUUCCGGAUGGCAUUCCGGACGACCUGGCUGCUACACUCAUGUGUAGCGGUGCGACCGCCUAUCGCUCUGUGAAGUCGGCCGAUCUACCGCCUGGGUCAGACGUGGUUAUCCUCGGAGGCGGUGGAGGAGUUGGCGUGCAGGUUGUCCAAAUUGCGAAGGCCCUCGGAUUUCGGCCGAUAGUAGUAGACGUCGGAGACGCGAAGCGUGAACUGUCACUACGUAUGGGAGCUGACAGCUUUGUCGACAUCCAGAAGACGAACAACGCCAUCGCAGAAGUUUUGCGAUUGACCAACGGCGGUGCCCGUGGUGUUUUUGUUACAGCACCGCCAGCAUACAAUACUGCACUUGACUACGUAGGCAACCGGGUUGGGGCAGUUGUUAUGUGUAUUGGCUUACCAGCUACUGGCUCUGGCCAUAACAUCUUGGCGAACCCCAGCUCCCUGGUUUUGAAACAUUUAACGAUAAAGGGUUCAUUAGUUGGGACCAGGGAGGACACGAACUCAGUAUUGAAGCUGGCACAACGUGGCUUAAUUAAAAAGAACUGUCAGGUGGUUGCUUUUAACAAGUUGCCACAUAUGGUAGGGUUAAUGAAGGAAGGGAAAACUAUGUAUAAGAUAGUAGUAGAUUAUGACCUUGAAAUAUAA